CAUGUCUUCUAGUUGUUAUAAUUUGCAUAAUUUUUGAUCUUUUAAGAGAGAUGUUAACGAUGGAGAAGUAAAAACUUUACAACUGCAAGACAAAUGAUCCUUGAAAACAAUUCUGUGAAGUCUUCUUUAAUACUCAGUGAUUUAGUCACCUCAAGUCAACGAGUGUGUACCAGCUAGCCACGAUGAAUACCUCAGAUGCCAACAACACUCCACAAUGUUACUCCCUCAAAAGCCCUCCGUUCAAUUACACACGUCCCAUCAGCUCAGCAUACUUCUCAACCAUCUUCAGCACUUUGGGAAUCACCUCAAAUCUCAUUGCCUUCAUUGUUCUUGUCAAAUCUUUCCGACGAAUGCGGAAUCGGUCACGGUCUUUCUUCUUAAUCUUCCUGGCCGGUCUUGUAGUUACUGACUUUAUGGGUCUUUUGGUCACAGGUUCCAUUGUGGUCUCCUUCCAUUUUACACGUUUUAAUUGGCGCCAAGUAGAUCCUAACUGCCACUUCUGCAACUUCAUGGGUAUGUCUAUGGUCUUCUAUGGACUGUGCCCACUGCUGCUUAGUGCCACAAUGGCCAUGGAGCGCUUCUGUGGCAUUAACCGUCCAUUUGCACGCUCCACCAACACGAGCAAGAGCCGGACAGUCUACAUGGUGCUGAUGGUAUGGUUGGCUGCUGGCUGUAUUGCUUUGCUGCCCUUAAUAGGCAUCGGGAGCUACCACAUACAGGCUCCUGGUUCUUGGUGUUUUUUCAACAUCAGUUCGAAAGGAAGUGAUAUGGUCUUCUCCCUGCUCUUCUCCUUCGUGGGGUUGACUUCAAUCGUUGUGUCAUUUUUACUGAACACAGUGAGUGUGGUGACGCUUAUCAAGGUGUGCUGCGGACAGGACAGGACACAGCGGAGCCGAGACCAUGAAGUCGAGAUGAUGGUGCAACUUAUCUUGAUCAUGAUUAUUGCCUCUAUCAGCUGGUGCCCCCUCCUGGUCUUUAUUGCUCAAACAGUGUUCUCCAGCGAUCCUCUCUGGGUCAGGAAACUGCUGCUGUACCUCCGCUUUGCCACCUGCAACCAGAUUCUCGACCCAUGGGUUUACAUCCUGUUCCGGAGGGCAGUCUUUAAGAGAGUCUACCCCCGCUUUGACUGGUCCCGGAGCUCAAUCAUGACUUUGUACCCAUAUUUUCAAGAGACUGCACGCAGAUUCACACGAUCUUCAUUAGGGGGCAACCUGGGCUCAGAUGAAACAGGAGAAACAACAAAGUCAAAUGUCACUUCUCCGUCUACCUUAAAGUCACCUGACUAAGGCUCAUGGUACAGUGUGUGUUUGUUUCUCUGAUCAGAAAUGAGUGAUCACAGGGAUCAGACAUAUACUCUCAGCUCCAUACAUCGCACUGAAGUUAACUAUAUGCACUGCUAUCUAGAUAUACUGCUGCAUUAAGUUAACCGUAUUUAAUGUACCAUUAAAUAGGAUAAAUUAUCUUGUUUUGUCUUUGUUUAAUGCAUGCUUAGACCUGAUGUUGUGCUAACCAUUUUAGGAGGAAACCCACAGGCAGCCUAGUCCCAUGAACCUGAAAUAUAGAAACUGUAAUAUUGUAGAAGUGCCUAUUGUUAACAAGAAAUAUCAUAUUAUACUAUAUUCACAUACAUUUGCUAAUAGUUACUCUGACUGAACAUGUCACAAACUCUGAAAACCUAUAAAAGAUUGAAAAAUGUUAAACGAUCAGUUUCUUGCAUUUAACUUCAUUGUUUUUUUACUGAGUGAGAUAUUCUGUUUCAAGGUUGUCUGUUACAUAUGGGCUGAAGGAUGUUUACAAGACGAAAAAAGAUGGAUUAUUACAAAUAUCAAAAGUCUUGACCCACCUUUCAUUCCUGUAUAUUUAUCUAGAAUAUGUGCAGUGAAAACAGUGUGUUAGCAAUUCCAAUGUGUUUGAACGUUAGUAUUGGGAAAAUGUGAAGAAAUGAGGGAUCAAAAGAUGGUAACUUCAUUAUAAGUUGAAAAUUUUACUGAUAACUGGUAUGUCGUUCUCAUGAUCUCCAGAAAUCAUCUCUUUAUUGUCCCUAACAAAUACUGGUAUGUAGUCACUUAGAUAUAAAUUUGUUUUAUUUUGGUAUACCAUCCAUUAAAAUGCACAAGUGCUGCUCAACUGAAUGGAAGGUGUUAAUUAAAAAUGAUGUAUUGUGCCAAAGUAUGGUUAAGUGUAAGUGGGAGUAAGUAUGAAAAUGCAUGUGUGAAGAUUUAUAAUUUGAAUGAACUCAACCUUUAAAAAGCAGGACUCAGUUCGUGGAGGAAGUACAGUGCAUCCUAAACAUCUAGAUAAACUACAAUUAGAUAACCUAAACAAGUGCACUGUCUAGAGUUUAAAUUUGGAGAACGUUAUUGUAUUUUAUUUUGAUUGUUAUAAAAUCUUCUGCUUCUUUGAGAUCUCAAGGCUAAGCUUUAAAGUUGAUGUGGACUGAGAAUAUUUUUUGUGAAGAGAGCAAUUUUUACACUGAUCAUGCACAUAAAGUAAUGCACGCUGUAAUGUCACUCAACUCAACCAGUCUUCCACAACAGUGUUUUUUUCAUCCCAUAAAAGUUCUCCCAUGACAGUGAGGAGUAAAUGUUGAUUGUUCACGUAAAUAAAGGCUCAAUAAAA
Molecule: messenger RNA, 2619 nt
Organism: Pundamilia nyererei
Lineage: Eukaryota; Metazoa; Chordata; Actinopteri; Cichliformes; Cichlidae
Gene: tbxa2r
Product: thromboxane A2 receptor
Exons: 3
Coding region: 183-1286 (367 amino acids)
Biological process (GO): inflammatory response; adenylate cyclase-activating G protein-coupled receptor signaling pathway; positive regulation of blood pressure
Cellular component (GO): plasma membrane
Molecular function (GO): thromboxane receptor activity
Source: RefSeq, a predicted model, not a curated record